AUGACUGCACAAUUGACGUCCUCUUCGAGUUCAUGCACCGAAUAUGGAUUGCGAAAGACGACGCGGUACAUCACAGGGCUGGGGCCCAGUGGAGAAAGCGUUACCCUGUUCUCACCUGACCUUCGCUUUCACGAUAGAGGAGGCUACGCAAUCACCCGCCUGUAUGGGCUUGAAAAUGUACCGGCAAAUCUUAAUGACGACAAAGAUUUAAAUGACUAUUUGUCCAUGGAUGGCCACAAUAACACCACUACCGCUCCAGCCACCAGUCAAAGCUCGUUUCAGCUCGUCACUCCAGGAGGUGCCAACUUCGUCCAAGGGGACUUCGGACCAUCCUCAUGUUCCGUGUGGCACAGGACUAUUUCUGUCGACUUUGUGACUGUAGUGGAAGGCGAGUUAGUGUUAGAGGUCGGCGAAGACAGUGAAGACUGCACAAAGAUACUAUUGAAAGCAGGUGACUCAAUUGUCCAGCGUGGAACAUUGCAUAAAUGGGUGAACCCAUCGUCCGAUAACCCUGCUCGAUUCGUCGCAACUCUAUUGGCUAGCAACCCUUUCAAACUUGGAGAAACCGUUGUACGACCGGUCUGGAUCCCGAAAGAGUGACAUAUAAAUGUCUCGGAACCGUUUAUGUUUGUUUAAUUAUGCACAAUGGAUAACAUAUGCUCUAGCUGUCAGAAUAUCAAAAUGGCCAAGCUUAGCCUCUUUAGACUAGUUGAAAUUCUUUCCGAUACCUUGAUCGGCUUUGGUGUAAAAGUGCAGCCCCUUCAGGAUGGAAAAUGGCGCGACCCAUUAAUGCAUUGUGUUCUCAAAAUUAC
Messenger RNA from Talaromyces proteolyticus, 812 nucleotides. RefSeq lists its product as uncharacterized. The record is from RefSeq and is a predicted model, not a curated record. Bases 1 to 600 code for a protein of 199 amino acids. Lineage: Eukaryota; Fungi; Ascomycota; Eurotiomycetes; Eurotiales; Trichocomaceae. The transcript is spliced from 2 exons.